This is a messenger RNA of Clonostachys byssicola, 273 nucleotides long. The record is from the annotation of a GenBank genome assembly. Lineage: Eukaryota; Fungi; Ascomycota; Sordariomycetes; Hypocreales; Bionectriaceae.
AUGAGAAAUAUGCAAGUGCCGGCGUACUGCCCAGUCGUGGUUGGUGCCCAGGCGUUGGAGAACAGCGGCGUUUUGAUGGAGUCGAAAAACGUCAUCGUCAUAUCAGCCAUGGACAUCAUCAUGCUCUCGUCACUGUCGCCCAUGCUCAUGGAUGAGGUCGAAGUUGCAGCUGGCAUGUCCAUGCUCAUUGACAUGCCAGCCGCGGUUGUCGUAGCCAUGUUCAUCAUGAAGGCUACUCUCCAACUAGCAGAGAGUUGGAAAAAACAGCAAUGA